Messenger RNA from Vitis vinifera (wine grape), 1034 nucleotides. Its product is annotated as UPF0497 membrane protein 3. Lineage: Eukaryota; Viridiplantae; Streptophyta; Magnoliopsida; Vitales; Vitaceae. Bases 130 to 726 code for a protein of 198 amino acids. The transcript has 4 exons. The record is from RefSeq and is marked validated.
CUGUGACUGUGCACUCUGCAGAAGUUCCGAUGACAUCCACCAAAUGUGAUCUACCGUAGAUGUGCGCCGCCAUCACUGCUGCCUCCGCCGCCUCAGUUCUCGAUAGUCGAAUGCUUCAGAGUUUUUUCAAUGCGCAUCUCCACAAGCCUCACAUCAAACAGGAAAAUGAAGGCUGGUGCCCUUGAGCUUGGUGAGGGGUCCAAGACUUCCAUCCCUAGAGGUGGGGUGAACAGAGGGAUCUCUAUACUCGACUUCAUUCUGAGGCUCAUCACCAUCAUUGGCACGUUAGGAAGUGCAAUAGCCAUGGGAACGACUAAUGAGACACUACCCUUCUUCACCCAGUUCACUCAGUUCAGAGCCGAGUAUGAUGAUCUUCCAACAUUCACGUUCUUUGUGAUAGCAAAUUCCAUUGUAAGUGGCUACCUGGUUCUCUCUCUCCCAAUGUCCAUCUUACAUAUAGUGAGGAGUGGUGCAAGAGCCAGCAGAAUAGUCUUGAUAUUCUUUGACACGGCAAUGCUUGCUCUAUUGACGGCUGCAGCUUCUGCAGCAUCAGCCAUUGUCUACUUGGCGCACAAGGGCAAUGCUCAGGCGAACUGGUUUGCCAUCUGCCAACAAUUCAAAUCCUUCUGUGAGCGCAUCUCUGGCUCUUUGAUUGGAUCUUUUGGAGGAAUUAUUUUGUUUAUACUGCUAGUAUUGUUGUCUGCUGUUGCCCUUUCCCGCUGUUGAUGUGGCAUGGCACUAUUGUUGUCAGCUGUCCAUUUCUCGCUGUUGAUAUGGCAGGAUGAUCAUGGCUCCCUAUGAUCAGUGCAUGCAUGUGUGUCUAUUGGUUUGCAUUACUGCAAGAGAGAGGGUGAAUGCGCAUCACUCGUGUAAUCUUUUUUUUCAAGUUUCUUUCUCCUUUACUGUGUAAUGGAAUUUGGAUUUCACUGAAAGUUUACUUCUCUCAAACAGUGUGAACUAGAGAGAUUCUGCAUAUAUGUUUUCCUUUAAACAAGGACUUUAUGAAAGCUAAGAAAUCUAAUUAUUCUUAUUAA